AUGCGUGAUGGACGUUGCUCCAAAUACUUUCCAAAGAAAUAUGUUGCUGCCACAAUGUUUGAUGAUGAUGGUUAUCCUGUUUAUAGACGUAGAGAUAAUGGUCGUGUUGUUUUGAAGGAUGGUGUUCCCUUGGAUAACAGAUAUGUUGUUCCACAUAAUCGUUAUCUCCUUAUGAAAUAUGGUGGUCAUAUCAACGUUGAGUGGUGCAAUCAGUCGCGGUCUAUCAAGUAUUUGUUUAAGUACAUAAAUAAAGGUGCUUGGAGAAUUCUUGGUUUUGAGAUUCAAUAUAAGGAUCCUUCAGUUGAAAGAUUGAGUUUUCAUCUUCCAAAUGAGCAACAUAUUGUUUUUGAUGAAGAUGAGACAUUGGAUAGUGUUUUGGAUAGUAAGACAAUUUUUCAAAGCAAGUUCUUGGCUUGGAUGGAGGCUAAUAAGAUAUAUUCUGAAGGUAGAGAUUUGACUUAUGGUGAAUUUCCAACCAAGUUUGUGUGGAAGAAGGAUCGUUGGCAACCUAAGCAACAACGUUAUUCAAUUGUGCGGUUAUUUUACGUUGCUCCUGGUUCUGGCGAUUUGUAUUAUUUGAGAUGUUUGUUGAAUGUUGUCAAGGGACCUACCUGUUAUGAAGCCAUUAGAUCUAUUAAUGGUGUUCAGUAUGAUACAUUUCGAGAUGUUUGCUUCUCUUUGGGUUUGCUGGAUGAUGUUAAAGAGUAUAUUGAUGGAAUUGUAGAGGCUUCUUUUUGGUCAUCAGCUCAUUCUUUAAGAUUGUUGUUUGUGAGUUUGUUGUCUUCAGAAUCUGUGUCGCGACCGGAAAUUGUUUGGCAAAAAUGUUGGAAACAUUUAUCUGAUGAUGUUCUCUAUAACCAACGAAAGUUGAGAAAUCAACCCGGUUUGGUGCUUAAUGAUGAUGAUAUUCAGAAUUUUGUGUUGGCAGAUAUUGAAAAAUUAAUUUUGGAUGAGUUGUGUUAUGAUCGUGAAGCUUUAGCAAGAGAACACUUGGACUUUCUUUCAAAAUUCACUGAUGAGCAACUUCAUGUUCAUGAUACGAUAAUGUCAUAUGUGCAUUCAUCUAAGGGAGGAAUGUUUUUCGUUUAUGGAUAUGGAGGUACUGGUAAAACUUUCAUAUGGAGGUCGUUGUCAGCAGGGAUUCGUUCGAAGGGUUUUAUUGUGUUAAAUGUGGCAUCCAGUGGCAUAGCCUCUUUAUUGUUACCUGGUGGUAGAACAUCCCACUCUCUCUUUAAGAUUCCUAUCAUUGUGAAUGAAGAUUCGAUGUGCAAUAUAAAACCUGGUAGUGCACUAGCUGAACUUAUCGUUCGUGCUAAGCUUAUUAUAUGGGAUGAAGCUCCUAUGAUUCAUAAACAUUGCAUAGAAGCCAUUGAUAGGACUUUAAGGGAUAUUAUGCGUGUACGCGGUGAGCACAGUUUGGAAAAACCAUUUGGUGGAAAAACAGUGGUUUUUGGAGGUGGCUUUGGACAAAUAUUGCAUGUGGUUCCUAAGGUUAUUGGUGGUCCAAAUGAUGGUGAAGUGGUUAUUGAUCUCCCUUCUAAUCUUAUAUUGUCUAAUGUUGGUGAUCAUCUGAAAAUUAUCGUUUCGAAGAUUUAUCCCUCUUAUAUGAAUCCUGAAGAGUUAAGCAAUUGUUUGCAUGAUCGUGCUGUACUUGCUCCCACAUUGGACGUUGUUGAUGAGGUUAACCAAUACAUGACUUCUUUGGAUCACAACCAAGGUAGAGUAUAUUUGAGCUCUGAUAGUAUUUCAAACUUAGAUUCAACUUCGAAUGGUUCUAAUGAGAUACAUUCAGUUGAGUUUUUGAAUAAUUUGAAGUGUUCGGGUACACCUAAUCAUGAAUUGUUGUUGAAAGUUGGCACUCCUGUGAUGUUGUUAAGGAACAUUGAUCACUCAAAUGGGUUGUGUAAUGGCACCAAAUUGAUAAUUACAAGGUUAGGUGAUUAUGUUUUGGAAGGAAAAGUAUUGGGUGGCCAAAAGAGAGGAAAUAAAGUGUUGAUUCCUAGAAUGGCUUUGAUACCUUCUGAUGAAAGGAUACCAUUCAAAUUCCAACGACGACAAUUUUCGUUGGCUGUGUCGUAUGCGAGUAGUCAAAAGCUUAAAGAAAUUAGGCAGAAAUUCAAGGAAGGAAAGAAACUAUUGUCUGUCCGGAGCCUUUGUCCUAGUGGCAAAGAGCUUAGACAUUGUGACUGA
Messenger RNA from Salvia hispanica, 2190 nucleotides. The record is from RefSeq and is a predicted model, not a curated record. NCBI's taxonomy places the organism in Eukaryota, Viridiplantae, Streptophyta, Magnoliopsida, Lamiales, Lamiaceae.